UAUGAUGCUGCCUCUUGUGUGUAGCCAUUGGCGCAGUGACAAUUUUCUGUGCUGAGAUCAUUCUCAACACUCGAACAUUAGACUUCAGCAUUCAAGGGAAGCCAAAGCCAUUGGUGGGGGAAUAAAAGCCCAAAGCCUUUUAUCUUACUUGUUCCAAAAAUUGCACUGCCCCUUUCCUACCUGCCCCCCCACCCCACCCCCCCCGCCAGAUUAAGCUAUUGCACGCAGACAGGCAGCAUGGCGAGCAAGCGAAAAUCCACCACCCCAUGCAUGGUUCGGACACCACAAGUAGUAGAACAGGAUGUGCCCGAGGAAGGAGACAGGGCCAAAGAGAAAGGAAUCAGCACGCCGCAGCCUGAAGCAGCCAAGGACAGUUGGACAGUGGAACCCGAAAACUCUUCCAAAGAAAAUGAAGUGAUAGAGGUGAAAUCUACAGGGGAAAACCAAUCCAAAAAACUCCAAGGUGGUUAUGAAUGCAAAUACUGCCCCUACUCCACGCAGAACCUGAACGAGUUCACGGAGCACGUCGACAUGCAGCACCCCAACGUGAUUCUCAACCCCCUCUACGUGUGUGCCGAAUGUAACUUCACAACCAAAAAGUACGACUCCUUGUCUGACCACAACUCCAAGUUCCAUCCCGGGGAGACAAACUUCAAGCUGAAGUUGAUCAAGCGCAAUAAUCAGACUGUCUUAGAGCAGUCCAUCGAAGCCACCAACCACGUCGUGUCCAUCGCCACCAGCGGCCCGGCGAGCGGUGACAGUGAUCCUGGAAUCUCCGUGAGUAAGACCCCCAUCAUGAAGCCAGGGAAACCAAAAGCUGAUGCCAAGAAGGUGCCCAAGAAGCCCGAGGAAGCCACCCCCGAGAACCACGUGGAGGGGACGGCCCGCCUGGUGACCGACGCGGCUGAGAUCCUCUCGAGACUCGGAGGCGUGGAGCUCCUCCAGGACACGCUAGGGCAUGUCAUGCCUUCUGUCCAGCUCCCACCAAAUAUCAACCUUGUCCCCAAGGUCCCCGUCCCGCUGAAUACUACCAAAUACAACUCCGCCCUGGACACGAAUGCCACCAUGAUCAACUCCUUCAACAAGUUCCCUUACCCAACGCAGGCUGAGUUGUCCUGGCUAACCGCUGCUUCCAAACACCCAGAGGAGCACAUCAGAAUCUGGUUUGCCACACAGCGCUUAAAGCACGGCAUUAGCUGGUCCCCAGAGGAAGUGGAGGAGGCCCGGAAAAAGAUGUUUAAUGGCACCAUCCAGUCGGUACCCCCGACGAUCACCGUGCUGCCAGCCCAGUUGGCGCCCACAAAGAUGUCACAGCCCAUCCUCCAGACAGCGCUGCCAUGCCAGAUUCUCGGCCAGACCAGCCUGGUGCUGACUCAGGUGACGAGCGGGUCAACAACCGUCUCCUGCUCCCCCAUCACGCUUGCUGUGGCCGGAGUGACCAACCACGGCCAGAAGAGACCUUUAGUGACUCCCCAAGCUGCCUCCGAGCCCAAGCGUCCACAUGUCGCUCAGGUGCCAGAGCCCCCACCCAAGGUGGCCAACCCUUCACUGACCCCGGCCAGCGACCGCAAGAAGACAAAGGAGCAGAUAGCACAUCUCAAGGCGAGCUUUCUCCAAAGCCAGUUCCCUGACGAUGCGGAGGUCUAUCGGCUCAUCGAGGUGACCGGCCUUGCCAGGAGUGAGAUCAAGAAGUGGUUCAGCGACCACCGGUACCGGUGUCAAAGAGGCAUCGUCCACAUCACCAGCGAAUCCCUUGCCAAAGACCAGCUGGCCAUCGCAGCCUCCCGACACGGCCGCACAUACCACGCAUACCCAGACUUUGCCCCACAGAAAUUCAAAGAAAAAACCCAGGGUCAGGUUAAAAUCCUGGAAGACAGCUUUUUGAAAAGCUCCUUCCCGACCCAAGUAGAACUGGAUAGGCUAAGGGUGGACACGAAACUGAGCAGGAGAGAGAUUGAAUCCUGGUUCUCGGAGAGACGGAAGCUUCGGGACAGCAUGGAGCAAGCUGUCUUGGAUUCCAUGGGGGCUGGCAAAAAAGGCCAAGACGUGGUGGCCCCCAAUGGUGCUCUGUCUCGGCUCGACCAGCUCUCUGGGGCCCAGCUAGCUGGUGCUCUGCCCAGCCCUUCACCAGCAAUUACGAAAAGCCAAGAACAGGUACAUCUCCUGAGGAGCACGUUUGCAAGAACCCAGUGGCCUACCCCCCAGGAGUAUGACCAGUUAGCAGCCAAGACCGGCCUGGUCCGAACUGAAAUUGUGCGUUGGUUUAAGGAGAACAGAUGCUUGCUAAAAACCGGCACCUUAAAGUGGAUGGAGCAGUCCCAGCACCAGCACCUGGCCGGCGAACACAGUUAUGAUGCCCCGCAGAGGAGAGCCACGAGGGCCUGCACCACCGAGAGCCCAAAGAACGGGAGCGAGGUGGCUCAGCCACAUUACAAGGACCCCAAAAAGCUCUGCGAAGAGGGCUUGGAGAAGUUGGUACCCAGGGUGAAAGUGAGCAACGAGCAAGCAAAAGAUGGGGCGCCGGCCAAGCCUUCAGAAGCCACCUCGGACAGGUCAGAGGGCAGCGGCGGGGACGGCCCGGGCAGCGACGAGAACGAGGAGUCGGGCGUUGUGGAUUGGGUGGAGGUCACGGUCGGAGAGGAGGACGCCGUCUCAGACAGGUCCGACGGCUGGAGUCAGACCGCAGCCGAAGGCGCCGCAGAACUGGCCGGCUCGGACUCCGACAGCAUCCCUGCCGAGGCCGGCCAGGCCUAACAGGGACGUCCGUCAGAACUGCAUUGCUGAUAAAGGGGACUCUCUGUCUUUAACGAAAGAAGAGAACCUCUCUCCCCGGCCGUGGGCCACCCUGGCCAGAGACUCCAAGUGGAACCACUUAGCGGGCGCGUGGCUGCAGGGUACAAGAACCCCAUUCCUCACUCACACCGCCCAGAGGACCGGUGGGAAUUGUUCAUAGUGCCAAAGUCCUACUACUGCAUUUUCAGUGGGUCCCUGUAAAUAGUUUGCGCCUUUGCCCUGGCCCCCACCUCUUGCUAUACUGGAACCAAUUUGUACAAUGUGGGAAUUUUGUUACCUUUUUAAUCAAGGGCAACGUCCUUUUCCAGCACUACCAUUGUAAGGUUUUUUCCAGGCGGGAGGGCUGAUCACACGUGCUUUUCUCUUUUUUCCUUUUCUUUUUUUAAAACUUUAUUUUAUUAAUUUUGGGGAGGGGGGAUGUUAGCAUUAGUGCCAUUGUAUCUACUGGAUUUUAGGUAGGGAGAGUUCCUUUUUUUUUUUUAAGUAGUUUGAAAUUUGGGCGAUUUCUCUGUGGGAAGGGCUAGGAUUGGGGCAUCUGUCUCCACUUUGAGAGGGUUUACAGAUGACAGAUCUUCCCGAUCAGACCCAUUGCCAGUUCUUCCCCCAGCCACCCAUGGGGUCCCUGUUUAGCCACGCACAAGGCUUUCAGAACUGCCAACAGGUAGAUCUGGUUUCUCAACCGACUGGCCUCUUCGGCUGACCUUGGGCCGAGCCAGCACCAGAGACCUGGGGGAGCAGAUGGCUCCCCACUUUCAGCCUCUUUUCAGAUACCAGCAGAAAGGGCUCCCACCUUUUUAGCAUUACCAUUACUUCUAUGAAAUUAAAACAAAAAAGAGGUCUUCCUAUCUAGAUGGUACAAAGAUGAACAGCUUCGGUUUUGAUUUCUGUUCCUGACUGGCUUUUCUCAGUGUGGUUUUUGACAAGAUUUCAGUUUGAAGCCUCACCAUGAAUUGAUUUUUGUUUGUUUGUGUGUUUGUUUUUGGGCCAAUUUUAGAUUCCUGAGUGCACUUUUUUUUUCCUUUCCAGUUAGUCCUAACUUUUAAAGAGGAAAAACCAAGAGACCUAUCUGGUGUAAAUGUUGCAAUAUGAGUUGUGUUUGCAAACCGCCCCCGCCAUCACCCCCCAUUUGGGUACACUGCACAAAUAAAAUGCUAGGGAGUUUGGAAAAAAAAACAACCAUUUUUUCUAACUUGUUGCUCAUUUGUUGUAACUCAAUAAAGCAAAGACUAAACAUUUUUAUAACCUU
Molecule: messenger RNA, 4039 nt
Organism: Odobenus rosmarus divergens (Pacific walrus)
Lineage: Eukaryota; Metazoa; Chordata; Mammalia; Carnivora; Odobenidae
Gene: ZHX2
Product: zinc fingers and homeoboxes 2
Exons: 2
Coding region: 238-2754 (838 amino acids)
Biological process (GO): regulation of transcription by RNA polymerase II
Cellular component (GO): nucleus
Molecular function (GO): DNA binding; DNA-binding transcription factor activity, RNA polymerase II-specific
Source: RefSeq, a predicted model, not a curated record